Aspergillus fischeri NRRL 181 is the source of this 486-nucleotide messenger RNA. RefSeq lists its product as uncharacterized. The transcript has a single exon. NCBI's taxonomy places the organism in Eukaryota, Fungi, Ascomycota, Eurotiomycetes, Eurotiales, Aspergillaceae. The record is from RefSeq and is a predicted model, not a curated record. The coding region runs from base 1 to 486 and encodes 161 amino acids.
AUGAAGUUCACUCUUUACUUCAUCGCCCUCGGUUUCGCAGGAUUUGCCCAAUCUACUUCUGUCUCUGGCUCCAGCUCUCUGCUUCCAGGAAAUGCCAAUACCGCAAGUGCAGCCUGGCUAACCCAUUUCGAUCAAUUCCGCCAGCAGCAUGAGCCCUUGAACCCCGCUCAAUCCGCCGUCGUCGAUACGGCCACAGACCUCGCGAAGCAAGGACAAAACUUCGACCCCAAGGCCAUGAACAAUCUGAAGAACGAUGCUAUCUCCGCCUUCGGAUUCAAGGACGCCAAGUCCCUUCUUGCCACCAUGGACAAUAAGCCAUUGCAGACCCGCGAUGAUGAGGAUGAGGACAUCGAGUGUGGCUGCUCCACGCAGUCUGACUGGUGUGAUUCCGGUUAUCAUUGUGCUGGAGGCGGCUGUACCCAGACCGGCUCGGGCUGUGGAACUCUCUAUAAAUACGCUUGUGAUGGGCUGUGUCGUCUUUCCUAG